AUGGGACAAACUGAUGUAUUUGAGUGGAUUAUAUUUGGCGAAAGUGUUAUUUCAUUGAUAUUAAGUAUCCUGGUCAUAUUUGCUUACUUUAAAUUCAAAAAGAUUAAGUCUUUUCCUUUUAAGCUAAUAAUGUUGCUUUGUGUAGCUGAUUCAUUUAAUAGCCUUGCUUAUUUUUUUGUUUUAUUUCAUGUUGAAGACAACUACAAUCUUUGCUAAGUUUAAGGAUUUUUUAUUUAAUAUUCGAAUGUAUCUUCUUUCGUAGUUACUUCGGUAAUCGCUUUAAAUGUGCUCUUGACGAUUGUUUAUAAUAGGUAGAACCCCGAAAAAUAUACUAAAUAUUAUCUUUUUGUAAGUUUUGUAAUUCCAUUAAUUAUUGCAGUUAUUCCAGCUAUUGCAGGUAAAUAUAAAAAUGAAGCUCCUUUCUAUUGCUGGCUUGACUAAAAGGAUUAUUCUUAUUACGUGGUGUUUGCUUUCGUUUUCUUUUAUGGAGUGCUUUGGGUUAGUGUGCUAUUUUUUAUUUUCUGUCUUAUUCGUGUAUAUAGAUAUAUUAAAUUUGUUGGAUUAGAACGUCCUGCAGCUCAGUUCUAUAAAAAGCUUCUCAAUUUUCCUGUAAUUAUGAUGAUUUGCUGGCUUCCUUCUACGAUAAAUCGCAUAAUAGAUUGGUUUAAUGAAGACUAUUCAACUCAUUAAUGGACUUAUUUCAUGCAUAUUUGCUUUGAUAUUUUGGCUAGUAUUUUAAACGUAUGCAUAUAUGGAUUUAAUGAGCAAGUAAGGAGAGAAUUCCGUAGAUACUUUUUCAGUAGAUAAGGAGUUGAAGAUUAUACUGAUUUGGAUGAAUAAGAUAAUAGAAAAAAGCUAUUAGAGCAUCCUAAACUAUAAAAGCUCAAUAUUGAUAGCAGCAGACUGAGAAAAGAUAAUGAACUAGGAUCUCCUAGCGAUAUAGCUUUCUUUAUGAAUGAAGACGAUGAUCAAUUAGGAUACAAUAGAAUAAAUAGAGCGAAUUAAUAGUCUGAUCAGUAUUAAGAAAUAAAUUUCUCAGCAGCUGAUGAAUCUUGA
Tetrahymena thermophila SB210 is the source of this 1056-nucleotide messenger RNA. Its product is annotated as 7 transmembrane receptor (secretin family) protein. Gene Ontology annotation, cellular component: plasma membrane. Gene Ontology annotation, biological process: cell surface receptor signaling pathway; adenylate cyclase-activating G protein-coupled receptor signaling pathway. Gene Ontology annotation, molecular function: G protein-coupled receptor activity. NCBI's taxonomy places the organism in Eukaryota, Ciliophora, Oligohymenophorea, Hymenostomatida, Tetrahymenidae. The record is from RefSeq and is a predicted model, not a curated record. The transcript has a single exon.